UUGUGUUUUUGGCAUCCUCUUUCAAGAAAUAAAUCUGGGAUUUUGUUGUGCUCAUCCCUGUGUUGAGGUGAGCCAAGAUCUUUCAUACAACCGUUGCAACCUGCAGACCUGGGACUAGACUGUGCUUCCAUCGAUUUCUAAGUCUCCUAUCUUGCAAAAGAAUCGUUUAUUGCUUGCAGUAUCAUCAUCUCAUGACAGACGGGCCUUUCUCUGCACUGAAUCAGUACAUUGCUGUUGCUUAGACACACCAGUUGGCCAAGGACUAUGAUGGGAAGUUUGCCCAGCAGAAGGAAGCCAGCUGCUACUUGGCCAGUCCCAGAAAACCACCAACCUCUUGGCCUCGGUCCAAGGAAAACAGCUGUUGCAGUAUGUAACUUCCCUUUUGGCCAGGUAGAGCCAAUACUGAAGAUGGGGGAACAGCUGAAUCUGCUGUCCGAGGAUGGUGAAUGGUGGAAAGUCGUAUCAGUGGCAACUGGCAAAAACUGCUAUGUACCUAGCAACUGCAUAGCCAAAAUCUCUCACAGGUGGCUCUUUGAGGGCAUCAGCAGAGAAAAAGCAGAGGAGCUAUUGAUGCUGCCUUCCAACCACGAAGGUUCCUUUCUGAUAAGAAAAAGUCAAAUGAGGAAAGGUUGCUAUUCCUUGUCUGUCAGACACUCACAGCGUGGAUCCUGCGAUUCUGUGAAACACUAUCGUAUUAACUGCCUGGAAAACAACUGGGUUUACAUCACUUCCCGCCUCACUUUCCCCAGCUUGCAGGAUUUGGUGGACUAUUACUCUGACAGUAGGGAUGGCUUAUGUUGCUGCCUGCAAGAACCAUGCUUCAUCCAAGGAUCUGACUCAGGCUUCCUACCCAACCUUUCAAGACCAGUGAUAGUGAAAAUGCCAAACCUCGAUUGGCAGGAGAUCAAUAGUUCAGAACUGUUGUCAGAGAAACCACAGCCAGAAGACUCUCCCAUCAGUCUGGGCCUGCGGGAAGCCCUCAGUUCUUACUUGUUAAUGACUGAAGACUUGCCUUUAGAGGACACAUCUACCAAAAAGGGGAAGAAAUGCAAGGACACUUGAUCUCCAAUGGGAACUAUUUGUCCCACAGAACUUGAAGGGGAACAUAGAAUAUCCAUCAUCAUUCAUAACACGCUGCUAUUAAAUGCAGGAGGACCAGUGUUCUCUCACUUCGAGAAGGAUGCUCCUUAGUCCAAACUGCCAUGUUUAUUUUUUUCUCACCUCUUACCA
Messenger RNA from Eublepharis macularius, 1230 nucleotides. RefSeq names its product Src like adaptor 2 (gene SLA2). The record is from RefSeq and is a predicted model, not a curated record. Gene Ontology annotation, molecular function: protein binding. Lineage: Eukaryota; Metazoa; Chordata; Lepidosauria; Squamata; Eublepharidae. The transcript has 8 exons. The coding region runs from base 265 to 1062 and encodes 265 amino acids.